UUGGCGUUGUGAAACACUGUUUUGACAACAUUGGCGUUGGCUGGGCGCUUAAAAAAUUGAUUUUUCGCUUUAAUUAAGGCAGCAACUACGCUCACAACUGCAAUUCAAGUCGAAACGAAACAGAAAACAGCAAAGAUGACAACAUCGCAGGUUGACCAGAAGCGUGCACUGAACAAGCUAAAGCACGAUUUGGAGCCUUUUCGAACGGCUAUAGUGAGUGCCUAUGGCGUCCUCACCUGGGAGAAGAACUACUAUCCUGGCGUGGUGUUUGGUAGCAUAAGCAUCAUUUAUCUCGUGCUCUGGUUCAUGGAUCUAUCGGUCAUAACUAUGCUGUCGCUCCUGGCACUGCUGACUACCGUCUUGGAUUAUGUCUUCCCCACAAUUUCCCGCUUGCUCUUCAGUGGCGUCAAUUGGGAUGGAGACCACGAAGCCAAAUUCGAGGAAGUGUGCGGACAGAUGCACAGCAUCAAGGCAAACCUGGGCGUAUGGUAUGAGUAUCUGUUUAAGGAGCGCAAGUCGACGGUGUUCGUGAUCAUGAUAAGCGUGGUCCUCCUGGCCCUGGCUUGGAUUGGGGCCAUCGUCAACAAUCUUCUGUUGAUGUACAUUGGCACUCUUCUGAUUGCCAUGUGGCCUGGUCUGCAGGAGAAGGACGUCUUCAAGGGCAUCACACAGAAGGCCUCCAAGAUCAUCAACGAGAAAAUUCAAUGCGGCAAGCGGAAGCUGCAGUAGAGAGCUAAGCAUCGGCUCCUCGUCCCCUAUGCACCACACACAGCCAUCACAUAUGACCAAAUAUUAAACAAACCUAAGUCAUCAUCAAUUCGCCAUUACAUCACAUCACGCACAUCGCAAAACGCAUUUACAAAACAAACAUCUGUGGAACUGUGGAGCAUCGCAAGAACUAUUUAUAUCAUAAACGAUAAGCAAACCAUCUAUUGAAACUCUCGAACAGCCCAUCGUGGUGUUCGCCCCAUCACAAUUUAUAGUUUAGGUUCUUAAUGGCAUAGCAAAAGAUUGUCCGCUCGGUCAAGAGGAGAGAGGCGACCGAUGUGAGAAAUGGAAAGCGCAACAAAAGACAUUUUUGUGAUUAUUUUGUGAGUUAACUCAAAUUUAAUGAUAAUCCCGCGUAAGAUACAAAAGAAACCUAAGCGUCUAACUAUAUUUAAAUAAAGAAUUCAAA
This is a messenger RNA of Drosophila obscura, 1177 nucleotides long. It is a transcript of the gene Arl6IP1, whose product is annotated as ADP-ribosylation factor-like protein 6-interacting protein 1. The transcript is spliced from 3 exons. The coding region runs from base 136 to 729 and encodes 197 amino acids. Lineage: Eukaryota; Metazoa; Arthropoda; Insecta; Diptera; Drosophilidae. The record is from RefSeq and is a predicted model, not a curated record.